Messenger RNA from Alligator mississippiensis (American alligator), 5892 nucleotides. RefSeq names its product espin like (gene ESPNL). The coding region runs from base 731 to 3883 and encodes 1050 amino acids. The record is from RefSeq and is a predicted model, not a curated record. Gene Ontology annotation, biological process: actin filament bundle assembly. Gene Ontology annotation, cellular component: cytoplasm. The transcript has 10 exons. NCBI's taxonomy places the organism in Eukaryota, Metazoa, Chordata, Crocodylia, Alligatoridae. Gene Ontology annotation, molecular function: actin filament binding.
AGAUAAAAUGAAAUUCCCUUUGCAUAAGGAGUGACAUUUGUGGGUAGUUUUGAAUGCCUUUUUCUGAUGAGAGAGAGAGGGGGGUGGUUUUUGGUUCACAGUAGAAUAAAGCUCUACCAAUUAACAUCCAUUUAAAAUCUGGCCCUCUGGCUAUAUGAGUUGCAUGAAACAAAACAUGCUGCCUUUCUGGUGUGAAAUGUGCAGCAGGUGGUCAGCACAGAGCUACUUGAAAACCAAAAGCAUUUUGAAGCAGGUCUAGAACAGCUGGAUAAGACACCUUUUCAGUAGAGAAGCCGGCUUCCAAGAAUGUUACUUCUUAGAAGGAUUUGCAAGAUUUAAGCCUCCUCAGCUGUUCUGCCAAGGAAUUAGGAUUGAGGGGUUUGCUUUGCCUCUAUUCACAAGGUUUGUUCACCUUGGCAUGUAACAUAAUUUGGGGUUGAUUGCAAAAAAUAUUGGGAGCAGAGCUAGGAAAAGCUUUUAAGUAGCAAUUUCCGUUAGCGAUUUGAGCCUGAGGCUGUUCCAGCCGAGCUUGUUUGUUUUAACUCGGUUUGCUCCUUGGAGGGCUCUGUUUCCCUGCAUUUGUCAGCCACGCCUCCUGUCCUACUCCCCUCCGCUUUCCAUAUGCCCCUGUGGUACCUUCUCAAGUAACAGAAGUGGACUAGGGCUGCUUUGCUCUGAGGGGCAGAAAGAGAAAAAGGAACUUCUUGCUGGAAAGGAGGCAUCAGUGCCCAUGCAGGCAGGGGUGCCAGGGAUGGCAGAUCAAAGGGCUAUUUUAGCUGCCAAGCACGGAGACUUGGCUGCCUUGGAGCAGCUCCAUGCAAACAGUGCACUGGGGUGGGAUAUUGCUGACUCCUCAGGAGCAGGUCUGGUCCAUCAUGCUUCCCGAGCUGGCAGUCUGGAGUGCCUCAAGUUCCUGGUGCUACAAGCCAAGCUUCCAGGGAACCAGAGAGCCAACAACGGGGCAACACCAGCCCAUGAUGCGGCAGCCAUGGGGAACUUGGCAGAGCUGCAGUGGUUGAUCAGGGACGGGGGCUACAACCUACAGGAACGGGAUGCCUCGGGGGCCUCUCCACUGCAUGUGGCUGCUCGUUUUGGGCAUGCCGAGGUCGUGCAGUGGCUGCUCCAGGCAGGCUAUGACACUGCAAUGGAGACGUGUGAGGGGGCAGUUCCAGCACAUUACGCCGCAGCCCGAGGGGACCUGACCUGCCUGAAGCUGCUGGUGGCUGCAGACCACAGCUGUGUGAACAAGCAGACGCAGAGUGGAUGCUCGCCCCUGUACCUUGCCUGCCAGGAGGGACACCUGCACAUUGCCCAGUUCCUGGUGAAGGACUGUGUGGCCAACGUGCACCUCAGCGCACACGAUGGCAUGAGUGUGCUGCACGCUGCGGCCUGGGGUGGCCACUACCCCUUGGUGGUCUGGCUGGUAAUCCUGCUAUGGGUAGCUUUCACAGACAUCAACCUCGCUGCACAGGAUGAGGAGGGAGCCACUGCCCUGCACUUUGCAGCCAGGGGAGGUCACGCUGCCAUUGUGGACAGGCUCCUCCUGAUGGGGGCUGUGAUAAUGAGGGACCACUGGGGAGGGACCCCCCUGCAUGAUGCAGCUGAGAAUGGGCAGCUGGAGUGCUGCUGGAAUUUGGUUUCCCAUGGCAUAGACCCAGGUCUCCGAGAUGAGGAUGGUUACACCGCGAUGGACCUAGCGGAAUACAAUGGACACAGACAGUGUGCUCAGUACCUGCAGGAGGUGGAGAAGCUGUCUGGUCAACAGAGAGAUUCUAGCAACCAGGAGGGUCAAAAGGCCAAUGUCACAGUAACAAAAAGCCAAUGCAUGGGUGAGUACCACAGGCUGCAUGACCACCUGGACUGCCUUGGGACAUCAAGUGAUGCCACCACAAGGAUGGAGAAUGCCAAGACUCAAGCGCCAAUGAAUUCUCUGCAACUUGAGGUAAGUGAUUCACCACACCCAAAGAAAGAAGGAAUUAUCCACACACACCCCAGCAAUACCACUGCAAAUUCCUUUGACAUGGUACUCCCCACUGAAUCCAGCAAGCCGCUGACAGCUGAGCUGAAGAUCAGCAAGUCCCUGCAGAAGGCCAGGAUCACGGCAAUGUUCACACAUGCUGCUGAGAAGAAGGAGCCAACAGAUCCUGCAUGGAAUAGCUUCACCUUCCCGGUACUGGAUGAGCUGCACCCUUUAGACAUUGAUGCCCUGGUCCCUACCCAUGAUGAACGAGGCCACCCGAUCCCAGAGUGGAAGCGGCAGGUGAUGGUGAGGAAGCUGCAGGCUCGGCUGCAGUCUGAAGAGGAUGUGGGCAGGAAGAGCACUGAGGAUGGCUCAGCAGAGCUGAGGGAUUGGAGGUACUCUCAGACUCACAAUGCUAUCCUGGGCCCCUAUGGAGAGCUGCUGACUGAGGAUGACGUGCUUUACCUGGAGAGGCAAAUUGAGAACCUGCAGCUGAGAAAGAAGUGCCAGGAAUAUGAGAGUGAGCUGGGGCGCUUAGCAGAGGAGCUGCAGACCAUCCUGCCUGCCCCCAUUGUCAACAUCACCAUCAACAGCCAGCUCCUGCAGCAGGGGCCAGAGCGGGGUGACCAGACCCUGCCGGUCUGGUGCAGUCGCAUCUCUGGUGUAGUGAAGAGCAUGUCUUUGCUGCUGGCCAACGUAAAUGAUGGCAAGAGGAAGGAAAGAGAGAGGCCAGCCCCAAAAACACAGUCAGAGCCCAGUGAGGUGAGGGGCCCUGCAGGAGGCACUGCAGAGAGAGAGAUCCUGGAGUGUGGUGUCUCUGUUAAGGACUUGAGGGGUAACUUUGAGAAGCAGGCUUUCCCAGGACAAAAAAUGCCUUUGGAGCUCCAAGGUGGGAAGGGGACACCCAGGGAAUGCUCUGGAGGAUACCUAGGUCCUUCCCAAAAGCCCUGGAGCACAAGUAAGAGCCAGAGAAAACCUGUGUGUGAAGACCACGAGUGUGGUGAUGUGGAGAUUGCCAGUGACUCGGGGAUCAGCUGUGAAGAGGCUUCCUCAGAUGCAAGCGGGUCUCCUAUCCCAGCCACAGAGGCAGUCAGUCUCAGAAAAGAACGGAUAGUCAUGCUUUUUCUGAGCCACUGGAAGAAAUCUGCUUACAUGCCUUCCCUGAAAACCAUGGCCAGGAAAACUCUGGAGGCUCAAAGGGGCAGGAGGAAGGGAGGGGAGGAGGCUUCUGAGAAAGCCAGAGAAGAGCGGGUUCCCGUGGAGAAGCCCAUGGUGGAAAUGAGCAAACUGAGCCAUUUAAUUCAGCAGAGGAACACUAUCAAGAACCUGAUCUGCAACUGGAAGGACCUCAUCUCUCAUGUCCCAUCGCGGCAGAUCCAGCGCCUGAACCGCCGGCACAUCACCUAUUCUCCCGAGCAGUUCCUGCCCCAUGUCAAUGGGGCCCCUGUUGACUAUGACAGCCUAACCCUUGAUCUUUUCAUGCUUGGCUACUUCCAUAUCCUGGAGCUGGACCUUCCCCCCAAUGAGCGCAGGGCGAGGCAUCUCCUCUGCUUUGAAGUCUUCGACCACUUGGGCAGACACAGCUGGGAGACUGUGCGUGCCUUCCACAAGGCAGUAGUUGAUGAGGUAACUGCAGGCAGGCGGGGGUGGAAAGACAGCUUGGAGGAUGUGAAGAUUCAUUUUUUUGGCCACACAAAGGAUCUGAAAAGGGAGAUGGAACCAAGCAGAGCCUCAGCAGAUACCGCACUAAAGCCAAUAUCCAGAGUCAAGGUCCAAAGUGCUGCUCUCGAGCAGGGACAGCAUAUUCCAGGCAACUGCACGGAGCUUGGUAGCUUCAACAAUGAGGAAAUCUGCAGAUACAUUGACCGGAGCUUCACCUUCUGGAAGGAAAAGGAAGCUGAGAUCUUCAGCUUCGCGGACUGAAGUCUGGAGCCAUGGUGGAAUGGUAGCCCCUGGUAUGACAUGAAUGAGAGUCAGGAAGCUGAGUUGUUUUGGGGGACACUGCUGGCUCUGUGGCAGCAUGUUUGAUUCCCCAGCUACUGCUACAAGCAAGUGUGGAAGGACUCAGGGGAAAUUCAUUCCACUGCAGCUUGGUGGAGCAGAGAGAUUGACCUAUAAGGAGAUCCUCAAAGGCACAAAUGGCACCUGGGCACCCAGCCCCUAGUGCCUGUAAAUAGGGUACAGGUGUCAAGCUGUCCCUUGUGCUCCUGACAUCUCCUCCUGGCCUCACAUCACCUUCUCCCUAUUUUCACCCUUUAAAGUGGUUUUUGAGCAAGCUGCUGUGUCCUCAGGACAACAGAUUGUUGGUGCUCUCUUUCCCUCUCCAACCUUGCCCAGCCCUUCUCAUGAGCAUAUACAGAAAAAAAACCCCAGGGUCUGGCUUAAAGAUACUGAAGGACCCUUGAGGAUUCAUGCUAGUGAUGCCAGCCAAGGAUAUGACCAGCAGUAGGAGGUGCAGAACUGCCACGGGCACCCCAGGAACUUCAGGACUAUGUCCACAUGGUGAACUUGCUGUCCCUAGUGAUGGCCAUUUCACAUCUACUGCACUGUUCCUGGCAGGACACCUCCUGAAGGGAAGCAGUGACAGAGCUGGUUAUCUGGUCCCUAAGCUACUUAGCUCAUCUGUGAUGCCCCAGCUCUGUUGCUUCCAGUUUGGAAGGCAGCCUGUCCAUAGCAGCACUGCCAAGGUUUAGCCCACUACAUUGCCAUAGCUCAGGACUCUUCUUCAGGGUAGGUGGCUUAAAGGGUGAGUGCUCUGAACAAACCACCUUGGUCAUCUCCUGGCCAAUCCACAGACAGACCAUGAAUAAGAAUCUGAGCAAAAGAACAAGGUGAUGAAAGCCCCCAGGAGAAGAACACUGGGUAUUAAAGCUGAGCAGUGCACUGGGAUCAGGCAAGUCCCAGUUGAGGGGGGGGGGGGUGAGGAGCACUACAUGUUCUUUAGGGCUUUGGGGGCAGGAAUCCCUUGGGUUAUGUCUGAGGUGUCCUUGGAGCGUCUGUGCUGGGCUCCAGAGGGAACUGCAUCUCCUUGUAGCAACUAGAAAGAGUGUUAUCUUGACAACGGGCUUGAGGGGGCAGAUGGCAGCUCGCAAGGCUGGCAGCAGAUAAUAAUUUUCAUGGUGAAGGUGUUACACAAUUGGUUGUGAACAAUCACAGUUAUUGAUCCCACUUCUUGUCUUCUUGCACUUAUGUGUGACUCCGUUCACUUUAGAUCAUUCCUGGUUGACAUGUGCACGAGGAAAUAAAAUUAUGUCAAAUUCAUAAGAUCGUCAGAAAGUAGGGCUGGAAAGGACCUCAUGAGAUCUUCAUCUAGGCCAACUGCCUACUUAAGGCAAAAUCAUCCCUGGCUAUAUCAUCCCAGCCAAAUGUCUGUUCAACCUUCUCUUGAAAAUUUCUAGGGAUGGAGAUUCCACAGCUUCUCUAGGCAGCCUGUUCCAAUGUUUGACCAACUCCAUAAUCAGAAAGUGCCUCCUAAUCUCCAACCUGAAUUUCUUCUGCUGAAACUUGAUGUUGUUACUCCUAGUCCUGUCCCCUGUGGUCCCAAAGAAAAGCCCCACAGAGAAAAUUUAUGUCACCAGGAAUAAUUCUUGAUCUGUAGAGACAGUUGGUCCUCCCUACAUGGGUUUGCCUCCAUGCCCUGUGUGAUUUGGGUUUCUCUAUCAAAAGUCUCAGAUGAUCACCUGGUGUCCAUUGACAUUUAAAAGUAGGUACAUAUUGAACAAGAAAUACCACUGAUCUACUCAGUUUCUCCAAAUGGAAAGCUAACUCAUUGUACGUUGUCUGCUGCGGUUAGGUUAAAUAGUUUGAUAUCCCAUUAUAUAGUUUGUUUAUUUAAAAUGUUCAUAGUUUUCCAUUGUUUUGAUUUUGCAAUGUAGAAAUGUGGUACUGUUUUUCAGAUGGGCUGUGGAUUUAAUAAAAUCUGUACUGUCCCA